AUUAAAUAUACGAUCUUGAAUCCAAGAACGAUCACGUGAUGGCGCACCUCUUCUCCUAUCUUCCUGUCAAGGUACCGAAUUAUACCAAUGGCCUGAAAUCAAGCAGUCAGAUAAAGUAUCCAGGCACAGGGUUCUUUCAAGGAUUCAACAAACCCUCAAGAUUGGAAGGAGAUAUCUUCGACCUUGAAGUCAGCGGCACGAUUCCAGAAGAUAUCAACGGGACAUUCUACCGUAUCCAGCCAGAUCAACGAUACCCGCCCCUGUUUGAAGAAGACAUCCAUUUUAGUGGCGAUGGAAACGUGUCUGCGUUCCAUUUCGAGAAUGGACAUGUAGAUUUCAAGCAGCGAUAUGUGCACACCGAGAGGUUCAAGGCCGAGACUGCGGCGAGGAAAGCGCUGUUUGGGAAAUAUCGAAAUAUCUACACAGAUAGCGAGAUGGUGAAGGGUGUUAUUCGGACGGUGUCGAAUACUAAUAUCGUGUUCUGGAGAGGCAUGUUACUUGCUACCAAGGAAGACGGUCCUCCUUUUGCAAUGGAUCCAGUCACCUUGGAGACGAUUGGACGGUAUGAUUUUGAGGGACAGGUUGAGUCGCCGACUUUUACGGCGCAUCCCAAGUUUGAUCCGAAGACGGGGGAGAUGGUUUGUUUUGGGUACGAGGCGGGAGGAGAUGGGCACGAUGCUUCUUGUGAUAUUGUGGUUUAUACGAUUGAUAAGAAUGGGAAGAAGACGGAGGAAUGUUGGUACAAGGCACCGUUUUGUGGUAUGAUCCACGAUUGUGGAUUGAGUGAGAAUUAUCUCGUGCUUCCGAUGACGCCGAUCACGGCUAAUGUGGAGCGGAUGAAGAAAGGAGGGAAUCAUUGGGCUUGGGAUCCUAAUGAGGAUCAAUUGUAUGGAAUUGUGCCGAGAAGAGGUGGUAAGCCUGAGGAUAUCGUAUGGUUGAGAGCAGAUAAUGGGUUCCACGGCCACGUAGCUGGAUGCUAUGAGAAUGAGGAUGGCCAUAUUAUCUUCGAUCUCACGAUCGCAGACGAUAAUGUUUUCUUCUUCUUUCCACCAGACAAUGCGCCCCCUGAAAAUCUCCAAAAGAGGAACAAGCUGGUAUCGAAGACGUUCCGCUGGACUUUUGACCCAAAGUCAAAGACGGAUACUCGAGUCACUCCAACUGAAAUUUUUGAUAUCAACGGCGAGUUUUCUCGCAUCGAUGACCGUCUCGUGACGAAGAAGUAUAACCACUUUUGGCAAGUUCAAAUCGACCCCACGAAGCCAUAUGAUUUUCAGAAGUGUGGUUCUCCCGCUGGCGGUCUGUUCAACGCAAUGGGGCAUUUUACUUGGGAUGAGAAGGUCAAAGAUGUUUAUUGGGCCGGCCCCACGACUACAUUCCAAGAACCAGUCUUCGUCCCGAAGAACACAGACAAAGAAGGUGAUGGAUACUUGCUCGCACUUUUGAAUCAUCUCGACGAGCUCCGGAACGACAUCUUGAUCUUUGAUGCUCUAGAUCUGAAGAAAGGGCCGCUUGCUGCUAUUCAUUUACCUCUGAAGCUUAGGUUGGGCCUUCAUGGCAAUUUCGUAGAUCAAAAGGAUAUCGAUGAUUGGAAAGAGUUGAGGAAGGAGAAUGGAGAGGUUGGCCCUGUCAAGGCAGCAGAGAAACCUUUACCAUGGCAAAAGCAAAAGGGCUAUGUCAACGGUACAAACGGCACAAAUGGGGUGAAGGAACAUGAAGCGUAA
Mollisia scopiformis is the source of this 1721-nucleotide messenger RNA. RefSeq names its product 9-cis-epoxycarotenoid dioxygenase-like protein. Bases 39 to 1721 code for a protein of 560 amino acids. Gene Ontology annotation, biological process: carotene catabolic process. The record is from RefSeq and is a predicted model, not a curated record. Gene Ontology annotation, molecular function: carotenoid dioxygenase activity. Lineage: Eukaryota; Fungi; Ascomycota; Leotiomycetes; Helotiales; Mollisiaceae. The transcript has 2 exons.